AUGUAUGAUGGGAUUGUGGGAGGGGGUGAGGUAGGGGGAUGGGGGGGGUAUUUUGGGGGGUGUGAGGUUGGGUGGGUAGUGGGUGGGUGGGGAAUGGGGGGAUUGUUGGAAAAGGGGGAGAGGGGGGGGGGGGGUGAGGGGUGGGUGGGGGUGGGGGGGUUUGGGGGGGGGGGGGUGGGGUGUGGGUGGGGGUGUUUGGGGUUAGGGGUGGAUGGGGGGGGGGGGGGGGGUGAUAUGGUGGGUGGGUUGGGGGGUGUAUGUGUGGGGGGGGGUUGGGGUGGGAUAGGUGGUGGUUUUUGGGGUGGUUUUGUGGGGGGGGGGGGUGGGGUUGUUGAAUUUUGUGGGGUGAUUGAGGAGUUGGGUUUGAGUAAGUGGGGGUGGUUUGGGGGUGGUGGGGGGGGGGGGGGUGGGGGGGAUUGUAGAGUGGGUUUAGGGUGGAUGGGGGGAUGGGGGGAUGGUGGGGUCCAGACUCCGCUCCUCCAACAUCCGGACUCCUUCUUCCUCCAACACGACCCCACCUGCGCUCCCUCCACCUGCGCCCGCCACAGCGCCCCCUACAGGCACCACCAGCACCAGCGCAGACGGCCACACCGCUCCGCCUCCUUCCACUCCAGCCGCUUGCAAUCCUCCCAAACAUCCCUCCCCUCGGCCUACGACUACCUCCCCCCCACCCUCGACUGGUCCGACCCCGAACUCACGUCCAAAGUCACUGUCACGCAGGACUGGAACCGUUGCGGGUCUCUGUUCUCGCUCCCCAACAUUAGCCGUUGUUCCGCGAGAAAUUACCCCAAAACGCCGUCCGUCGACCAAGCCCCGCCUUUCCGCCUAAACGUAGACGCCUUGGUCGGAGCCGAGGAGACGGACGUUGAUACCGGUGACAAAGUAUCCAUGGAUCUGUCGGUGGUCUCGGCCUACAUCCAAGCAAGUCUGAGCCUCAAGUCCAGACCGGUCUCGGCGCCACCGGAGGAAAUCGUCCCGUCCAGAUCGCCGAGUAUUAGCGAUGUUAGCGGCGUGUAUAAACCCGCCACGAUGGGGGGGAGGACCGGAGUGAGCAGGUCCAACAGUCUGGGAGUGAGUAAUGGACGUUGUGGUAGUUUGGAGCUGUUGGAGACCAGCACGAGCCCGAGCAGUUUGUCCAUAAAUCACUCGGACUCGUACAGCAUCGACGACGAUAAAGUAGAAGAAGAAGAAGAAGAAGAGUUUUAUAUCUGA
This is a messenger RNA of Knipowitschia caucasica, 1212 nucleotides long. NCBI's taxonomy places the organism in Eukaryota, Metazoa, Chordata, Actinopteri, Gobiiformes, Gobiidae. The record is from the annotation of a GenBank genome assembly.